This is a messenger RNA of Copidosoma floridanum, 4422 nucleotides long. RefSeq names its product nucleosome-remodeling ATPase imitation SWI (gene Iswi). Gene Ontology annotation, molecular function: nucleosome binding; ATP-dependent chromatin remodeler activity; DNA binding. Gene Ontology annotation, cellular component: nucleus; chromatin. The record is from RefSeq and is a predicted model, not a curated record. Lineage: Eukaryota; Metazoa; Arthropoda; Insecta; Hymenoptera; Encyrtidae. Gene Ontology annotation, biological process: nucleosome organization.
GCAAAAUAUAAGUACACGAGUGAGAUAGAAAAUUCACCGGUUGUUGCCUGCUGCUGCUCAUCGUAGCUGAUCGUAGCAUCAGUAGUGUUGGUACAAACAGUUGCGUUACUCGUAAACCGUACACACAAGCUUGUUUAAAAAGAUCAUCAUCCUCUCAUGCACCGGGACAACGUCCCAAGUACUGUCUACCUCCUUCCAGAGGUCAGGUGAAGAUCAUAAAACAGUAAAUUAGAACGAGCCCAAGCCACCUGCUGGGCCUCGACGCCGAUCCGUCCAUCGGCUUGCUCGGCUCGCCACGGCCAGGCAAGGCGUCCGAGCGUCCGUGCCGUGUGAUUUUUGAGGCUAAGGUCAGUCAUCACGCACGUCGUUGAGCGGGAAAAUUCGGGUUGCAGUCGUUGCAGCUGCAAUCACCCGUAGCGGCUGCAGGCGAGCAAGUAGACUGUCGUGAGACAAGCGCGGACAUAACAACCAUCGUCAGGAUGUCCAAGGCAGAGGAGAACGGGAGCGACGCCGGGGAGAAUUCGAAUGACUCGUCGGGGGAGACGUCGUCGUCGCGCGGUGGCGGCGACUUCGAGACGAAGAUCGAGACGGACCGGAGCAAGCGCUUUGACUUUCUGCUCAAGCAGACCGAGAUAUUCUCGCACUUCAUGACGAAUUCCAACAAGGACAAGACCAGUCCGCUCAAGAUAAAACCGGGUAGGCCCAGGAAGACCCCUGCGGCCCUGACCCCCGCGGACAAGUUGCAGGCCGAGGGCGACCACCGGCACAGCAAGACUGAGCAGGAAGAGGACGAGGAGCUGUUGGCCGCGGCGUCGGACGUCGCGGCUCCCGUUACUCGCUUCGAAUCCUCGCCAACGUACAUUAAGUCGGGCGAGCUCAGGGACUACCAGGUCAGGGGCCUCAACUGGAUGAUUUCGCUCUAUGAGAACGGCAUCAACGGCAUUCUUGCCGACGAGAUGGGUCUUGGUAAAACUCUGCAAACGAUAUCACUUCUGGGUUACAUGAAGCAUUUUAGAAAUAUAAACGGACCUCACAUUGUUGUUGUUCCAAAAACAACUUUAAAAAAUUGGGAAAACGAAUUUAAAAAAUGGUGUCCUUCUCUCAAAACGGUCACCCUUAUUGGCGACUCCGACACCAGAAGUGCUUUUAUCCGGGACAUUAUGUUACCUGGCGAAUGGGAUGUGUGCAUAACGUCGUAUGAAAUGGUCUUGAGAGAAAAAUGGGUUUUUAAAAAGUUCAACUGGCGUUACAUGGUGGUUGACGAAGCUCACAGAUUGAAAAAUGAAAAGUCCAAACUGUCCGAAAUUCUGAGAGAGUGCAAAACUGCAAACAGACUUUUGCUCACUGGUACUCCUCUGCAAAAUAAUCUCCAUGAACUGUGGUCUCUACUCAACUUUUUGCUGCCCGAUGUCUUCAAUAGUUCUGAAGAUUUCGACUCAUGGUUCAAUACCAACAACUUCAUGGGAGAUAAUGCUCUCAUCGAGAGAUUACAUGCAGUCCUUCGACCGUUCUUACUGCGAAGAUUGAAAUCUGAGGUGGAAAAAGCAUUGAAGCCCAAAAAAGAAAUCAAGGUUUAUGUUGGUUUGAGUAAAAUGCAGCGUGAAUGGUACACAAAAGUUCUGAUGAAAGACAUUGACGUCGUCAAUGGUGCUGGUAAAAUUGAAAAAAUGCGGCUGCAGAACAUCCUCAUGCAGCUUCGUAAGUGUUGUAACCACCCUUAUCUCUUUGACGGAGCCGAGCCUGGGCCUCCUUACACCACGGACGAGCACCUCGUCUACAACUGCGGCAAACUUGUCAUCCUCGACAAAUUGCUACCCAAGCUACAGGAGCAAGAGUCACGUGUACUGAUUUUCAGCCAAAUGACACGUAUGAUGGACAUUCUAGAAGACUAUUGUCACUGGCGAGGCUAUCAGUAUUGUCGCCUGGACGGCAACACGGCUCAUGAGGACCGUCAGAGACAGAUCAAUGAGUACAAUGCAGAAGACAGUACGAAAUUCAUUUUCAUGUUAUCCACGCGUGCCGGUGGGUUAGGUAUUAAUCUCGCCACCGCCGACGUUGUUAUCAUUUAUGAUUCGGACUGGAACCCGCAAAUGGAUCUGCAGGCUAUGGAUCGUGCGCAUCGUAUUGGACAGAAAAAACAGGUGCGCGUUUUUAGAAUGAUCACCGAAAACACUGUCGAGGAAAAAAUCGUUGAGCGAGCUGAGGUCAAACUGCGACUUGACAAGCUCGUCAUCCAACAAGGUCGUCUGAUCGAUGCCAAACAAAAUGCUCUUAAUAAAGACGAAAUGUUGAACAUCAUUCGUCAUGGUGCGAACGAAGUGUUCGCCUCCAAAGAUAGCGCCAUAACCGACGAGGAUAUCGAUACGAUCUUGCACAAGGGUGAAGUCAAGACGCAAGAGAUAAAAGAAAAGCUAGAGAGCAUGGGUGAGUCGUCGCUGCGUAACUUCACCGUUGACGCAAACACGGACUCGGUCUAUCAGUUCGAGGGUCAGGAUUACAGGGAGAAACAAAAGAUUUUGGGUAUUGGACACUGGAUCGAGCCACCGAAGCGUGAGCGUAAAGCUAACUAUGCUGUGGAUGCAUACUUCCGUGAGGCGCUUCGCGUUUCUGAGCCAAAAGCUCCAAAGGCUCCCAGGCCACCCAAGCAACCCAUUGUUCAGGACUUUCAGUUCUUCCCGCCGAGGCUGUUUGAGCUUCUGGAUCAGGAGAUCUACUUUUUCAGACAGACAGUUGGCUAUAAAGUACCUAAGAAUCCUGAAUUAGGUUCAGAAGCUGCUAAAAUGCAGAAAGAAGAACAGAAAAAGAUUGAUGAAGCCCAGCCUCUAGCAGAUGAAGAACUGGCUGAAAAGGAUAAAUUACUUACUCAAGGCUUUACCAACUGGACGAAACGUGAUUUCAACCAGUUUAUCAAAGCCAACGAAAAGUAUGGCAGAGACGAUAUCGAGAACAUUGCCAAGGAAGUUGAAGGUAAGACGCCGGAGGAAGUAAUGGAAUAUUCAGCCGUUUUUUGGGAACGUUGCCACGAGCUCCAAGAUAUCGAUCGUGUUAUGGCCCAGAUUGAACGUGGCGAGGCUAAGAUUCAACGUCGAGCUGGUAUUAAAAAAGCUCUAGAUGCCAAGAUGGCAAGGUAUCGUGCACCAUUCCAUCAGCUAAGAAUAGCAUACGGCACGAACAAAGGAAAAAACUAUACAGAGGAGGAGGAUAGAUUCUUAGUUUGCAUGCUACAUAAAUUAGGUUUCGACAAAGAGAAUGUAUAUGAAGAACUGAGAGCUACCGUCAGAUCAGCCCCACAAUUUCGUUUCGACUGGUUCGUCAAAUCUCGCACAGCUCUGGAGCUGCAACGUAGGUGUAAUACCCUCAUCACGCUGAUAGAGCGUGAAAAUCAGGAACUAGAGGAGCGCGAGAGGCAAGAGCGCAAAAAGAAGGGUGGCGGUGGCAAUGCCAGCACGAAACCGUCCUCCAAACGUAAGGUUGAAAAUCUGCCUGCUCCUCAGCCUAGAAAAAAGAAGAAGUAAACUGAUACAACUAAUGGUGUGCUAAUAUUAAUAUAUCUUGUCGAGUUUAUAUUUAAGUCGAAUGAAUGCUUUAUAGAAUUGCGAUUGUAUGUGUCUUUUUUAACAUGAAUGUGGGUACUUGAUUCUAUUUUUUUUCUAAUAAGUACUUGAUAUUAAUGGUUUGUGUUUAUUUUAGUUUGUUAACAUUGUCAUGAUUUAUUCAUUGAAGUAAAAAAACUCAAGUUUUUCUAAAUGCGUUACGAAAAAUUUUGUAAUUAUCACUUUGCCGUUAACAAUUGAGAUUUUUUGUUUAAUACCAGUUUUAGUCGCCAUGUACUCUAUCAAAAUAUUUUUAUCUACCAUUUUAAGAAAAUUCUGUUCAUUAUCAUCAUUUUCCUAAUUUAUGACAACAGAGAACUUUUGUUAAUGAUACUUUAUGUUAAAAGCUCAAGCAAGCUAAUAAAACUGGCCAUAGACUGUCUAUUAGUUAGUAAAUAAAGAUUAUAAAGACUGUGGAGGUGAACACAAAACAUUAAUUCCAACGGAAAAAUACCUAAUUUUGUAUUAAUAUCCUAUACUUGAGUGUAAAUUUAUUACUUUGAAUUGUAGUUAAAAGACAAUAUGAUCAAGAUACACGUAGGACAAUUGCCGACUGAGAAUUUUCUAAAUGAUUGAACACCAAGCUAAUUCUACCAAUUUUUUCUGGUUUUUUAUCACAAGUCAUGGUACAAUUAUUUUAUUCACACUUGCACUAUGUGCAAAACUAAAAGUUUGCUGAAUAAAAAGUAUGAAGUAGUAACAUGCACCAUGCUACUUAUAUUAAUUUUAGAUAGGAAUAAAAUGAAGCCUUAUGUAGCUAAAAAAAAUUGAGCAAUGAUAGUGUAAUGAAAAAAUUUCAAUAUUUAUCACGUUAAUUUUUUUUUAAAUC